Messenger RNA from Maudiozyma barnettii, 942 nucleotides. RefSeq names its product Pho86p (gene PHO86). The transcript has a single exon. The record is from RefSeq and is a predicted model, not a curated record. Lineage: Eukaryota; Fungi; Ascomycota; Saccharomycetes; Saccharomycetales; Saccharomycetaceae. The coding region runs from base 1 to 942 and encodes 313 amino acids.
AUGAGUAAAGACACUGAGGUCAAUGUUCCUACAAUAAAAGUGAAGCAAGUGGAUGCUUCUUUAGAUAAACCAUUAGAUGCAGAUGCUCCACCCACUAUAUACCAAACAAAGCUGACUCCCGAAUUAGCAUCCGCUGCAUUAAAUUUGUCUGUGGAUUUUUUGAAACAACAACAAUCAUUGUGUAAUUAUUAUUUGAUUAAGAGUCCCAUUGUUAUAAUUAUCGAUUUAUUAUUCUUAAUAAUUUAUUUGGGUCCACGUUUAAAUUAUCCUCCUUUGAAUUCUUCUAAUGACUCCAUGGUUUCAAGAUUUAGUUCCGUCUCAGGCUAUUUAUAUCAUAUCUAUAUGAUGAACAAAUUUACCCUAUUAUCUGCUGCUUUGUUCACUGUAAUGUUAACUUCAUUUGUAUUCACUCUAGUAUCAAGAUUAUCUGAUACUUUCUUUAAGACCAAAAUUGAACAAAUUGUUAAAGGUGAUGGUGAAAUCAUUUUUGGUUUUAAAUUAACUGAUAUUGUUAAAAUUACAAAGACUACUCCAAACUUAUCGGAAAAUACUAAUAUCGUAGUCUAUAGAAAUACCCCAAUCGCACUGGUAUCAGUCAGUGAAAACCAAGUAUUGUCCACUCCUGAUUCUUUAACUAUGACCAUUAGUACCAUUGGUUGUCGUAGAGUCUAUGUGAAAUCAGGCAUUUUGGAAGAUUUAUUAGAUUGGACUAUGCUUAGAACUAAAGCAAUUGGUGUAGGUAAGAAUAAAUUAGAUAAAUCAAUGAAAGUGCUUAUUGAAAUAUAUUCCUUCGAUGAUGCUAUGAAGAAAAUCUUGAAAAAGAAAGGUUAUUCUUGCAUCUCUGUAGGUAAAGCUCAAGAGAAUAGAUUAUUAAGUGGAUUGUUUGGUGUUAAGAAAGAACUUUGGGGUGUACAAUUCCAUGUAAAGAAUCCAGAAUUGUAA